AAAAAAAUAUAUGCGAAGAAUUGAGGCAUAAAUGAAGCAAAAUAAAGAUGUAAAGUAAGUAUAUUGUUCGACACGGUUCGAAAACCCUAAACCCUGCAGCCUCCCCCCCACAUCUCUAUACAUGAUACCGAAGGUUUAGUUUCUUGUACAUUUUACAGAUCGCACAAACACGAAAUUGGAAAAAAAAUGGCUUCUUUUUGUGCAUCAAGAGCAGCCAUUUUCAACCCGAAGAAGCUUCUCACUAUUUCGCCGACCCCACUAUGCUUAAGAUCAACAUCCUUCUACUACUGCUUUGAAUCCCUCAACAACCAUGAUCGAAUUCCAACAGGUAACAAUCCUAAACCCCAAGAAAAAAUAGAAGAUCUCAUUUGCAGAAUGAUGUCUACUCGAGCCUGGACUACACGUCUACAGAAUUCCAUUAGAAAUAUUGUUCCUUCCUUCGAUCAUGAACUUGUUUACAAUGUGUUACACAGUGCCAAAAAUUCUGAACAUGCCUUGCAGUUCUUCAGAUGGGUUGAAAGAUCUGGUGUUUUUAGGCAUGAUAGAGAAACCCAUUUCAAGAUUAUUCAAAUUCUUGGUAGAGCUGAAAAGCUUAAUCAUGCUAGGUGUAUACUUCUUGAUAUGCCUAAUAAGGGUGUUGAUUGGGAUGAGGAUUUAUGGGUUUUGAUGAUUGAUAGUUAUGGUAAAGCUGGGAUAGUUCAAGAGAGUGUCAAGUUGUUUCAGAAAAUGGAAGAGUUAGGUGUUGAAAGGACUGUUAAAUCUUAUAAUGCUUUGUUUAAUGUGAUAACCCGUCGAGGACGAUAUAUGAUGGCCAAGAGGUACUUCAAUAAGAUGGUUAAUCAGGGUAUUGAACCCACUGGACAUACAUAUAAUCUUUUGAUUUGGGGCUUCUUUUUAUCGUCAAAGGUGGAUACUGCAAUUAGGUUCUUUGAGGAUAUGAAGAGUAAGGAGAUUAUGCCUGAUGUAGUAACUUAUAAUACGAUGAUUAAUGGCUAUAACCGGGUUAAGAAAAUAGAAGAGGCGGAGAAGUACUUUGUGGAAAUGAAAGCAAGGAAUAUAGAGCCAAAUGUCAUCAGUUAUACGGCACUGAUUAAAGGAUAUACUUCAGUUGGUCGAAUAGAUGAUGCAUUGAGAUUGUUUGAAGAGAUGAAGAGUUUUGGUAUUAAACCAAAUGCUAUUACUUAUUCGACACUGUUACCUGGUCUUUGUGAUGCUCAGAAAAUGUCUGAAGCUGGAAUGAUUUUGAAAGAGAUGGAAGAGAAGUAUAUUGCACCCAAGGAUAACUCUAUCUUCAUAAGGUUAAUCUGUGGACAGUGUGAGGCAGGUGAUUUAGAUGCUGCAGCUGAUGUUCUGAAAACUAUGAUCAGGUUAAGUGUUCCCACUGAGGCUGGGCAUUAUGGUGUCCUAAUUGAGAAUUUUUGCAAGGCUGGUAUCUAUGACCGAGCUGUCAAAUUUCUAGAUAAGCUUAUUGAGAAAGAAAUCGUCCUGCGACCACAGAGUAGUUCAUCUAUGGAACCAAGUGCAUAUAACCUGAUUAUUGAUUACCUAUGCAAUAAUGGCCAGACAGGCAAGGCUGAAACUCUUCUUAGACAGUUGAUGAAAACUGGGGUUCAAGAUCCUGUUGCGUUUAACAAUCUUGUCUGUGGGCACUCAAGAGAAGGGGUUCCUGAUUCGGCCUUUGAACUUUUGAAGAUUAUGGGCAGAAGAAAGGUUCUUUCUGACAGUAUUGCUCACAAGUCACUUGUUGAGAGCUAUCUGAAGAAAGGGGAGCCUGCUGAUGCUAAAACUGCUUUGGACAAUAUGCUUGAACAUGGACAUGACCCAGACUCAAUGUUGUAUAGAUCUGUGAUGGAGAGCCUGAUGGGAGAUGGAAGGGUUCAAACAGCAAGUCGAGUGAUGAAAAUCAUGUUGGAGAAGGGAGUGAAAGAACACAUGGAUUUAAUUUCUACCAUCUUGGAAGCCCUUCUCAUGAGGGGCCAUGUUGAGGAGGCCCUUGGAAGAAUUGAAUUGUUGUUGCACAACAGUCUCUCACCUGAUCUUGAUGGUCUCUUGUUGGUUCUAUGCGAGAAAGGAAAGACUACUGCUGCUCUAAAGCUGUUAGAUUUCGUUUUAGAGAGAAAUUGUAACAUAGAUUUUUCAAGCUAUGAUAAGGUGCUGGAUUCUCUUGUAGCUGCUGGGAAGACACUUAAUGCCUAUUCUAUUUUGUGCAAGAUGAUGGAAACAGGAGGAGUUACAGAUCACAAGAGUUGUGAAGAGUUAAUUAAGAGCCUCAAUGAUGAGGGAAACACAAAGCAAGCAGAUAUUUUAAGAAGAAUGAUACUCGGAAAGGAAACAACACUUGACAGCAAGAAAGGGAAGAAAAAGACUGCCAUUGCUACCUGAUUCGUGUAAUUUUUCUGUAGGUUACAGUUAGGUUAUCUUUUGCCUCAUGUUACUUAGCUCAAACUAAAGGCCUCCAAAAUCGGUUGCUGUUGUUACAGAUUUGACACUACAUGAUCAUGGUCAGGUUCUCUAUAGCUAAAAGAAAGACGCUCCUCUCUGCCCAAUCAUUAGCUUCAGCAACUAGGGAUUGUGGGAGUCUUUUCUGUUGCGCUUGUCUACUCAAUUAUUUCUUUCCAGAACAUUUGUUUACUGUAGUUUUCAUCCUUCAUCUCAUUUCAGUUAGUUAUGCUAACGAUGGAACAAUCCUGGAUGGUCCAAGGGAGAACUUUAUGAAUGCUGGCGGGUGAUAUGCUCUCACUCAUAGAUAGUCCAGGUGGAUUAUGCAAAAAAGAUAUUAUCAAUGGGUAUAUGUAUGGCUUAGUUAAAUGUGUCACAUUGGCUUGCAUAACAUGUUGAAGUAUGACAGAAUACUUGGUAGUGUGUCGUGUAGCAAGUGAGCUUUUGUUAUAAAUUGACUUAUUAGGGGGCCAGCCUCAAUUUCCAGGCCUGUAUAGCAAAUGCUUUAUAACAAUUUUUGUUCAGAAGUGAAAACUUCUACUCAACCAGUACAAGAUAA
Molecule: messenger RNA, 2998 nt
Organism: Solanum dulcamara
Lineage: Eukaryota; Viridiplantae; Streptophyta; Magnoliopsida; Solanales; Solanaceae
Product: pentatricopeptide repeat-containing protein At2g37230
Exons: 2
Coding region: 187-2382 (731 amino acids)
Molecular function (GO): protein binding
Source: RefSeq, a predicted model, not a curated record